Molecule: messenger RNA, 2704 nt
Organism: Pygoscelis adeliae (Adelie penguin)
Lineage: Eukaryota; Metazoa; Chordata; Aves; Sphenisciformes; Spheniscidae
Gene: ARHGAP26
Product: Rho GTPase activating protein 26
Exons: 22
Coding region: 159-2168 (669 amino acids)
Biological process (GO): signal transduction
Cellular component (GO): cytoplasm
Molecular function (GO): GTPase activator activity; protein binding
Source: RefSeq, a predicted model, not a curated record
UCUCGGCAGACCUGUCGGCAGCCAAACGCAAGUUUGCGGACUCCCUCAACGAGUUUAAAUUCCGCUGCAUAGGCGACGCUGAAACGGAUGAUGAGAUCUGCAUAGCCAAGUCUCUGCAGGAGUUCGCCACGGUGCUGCGGAACCUGGAGGACGAGCGGAUGCGCAUGAUCGAGAAUGCCAGCGAGGUGCUGAUCACGCCACUGGAGAAAUUUCGCAAGGAGCAGAUCGGGGCCGCUAAGGAUGCCAAAAAGAAAUAUGACAAGGAGACAGAGAAGUAUUGUGGUGUCCUAGAAAAGCACUUAAACUUGUCUUCUAAGAAGAAAGAAUCCCAGCUUCAGGAGGCAGACAGCCAGGUGGACCUGGUUCGGCAGCAUUUCUACGAAGUCUCCCUGGAGUAUGUCUUCAAGGUGCAAGAGGUCCAGGAGAGGAAGAUGUUUGAGUUCGUGGAACCUCUGCUGGCCUUUCUGCAGGGGCUUUUCACCUUCUACCACCACGGCUACGAGCUCGCAAAGGACUUCAGCGAUUUCAAGACAGAGCUGACAAUCAGCAUCCAGAACACAAGAAAUCGUUUUGAAGGAACAAGGUCAGAGGUUGAAUCUUUGAUGAAGAAGAUGAAGGAGAAUCCUCACGAGCACAAAAACAUCAGCCCUUACACGAUGGAGGGUUAUCUCUACGUGCAGGAGAAACGUCACUUUGGGACUUCCUGGGUGAAGCAUUACUGCACGUACCAGAGGGAAUCAAAGCGGAUCACGAUGGUGCCGUUUGACCAGAAAUCUGGAGGAAAAGGGGGAGAAGAUGAAGCUGUUAUCCUCAAAUCUUGCACACGGCGGAAAACCGACUCAAUUGAGAAGAGGUUUUGCUUUGAUGUGGAAGCUGUCGAUCGGCCCGGCGUGAUUACCAUGCAGGCGCUUUCAGAAGAGGACCGAAGGCUGUGGAUGGAGGCAAUGGAUGGCCGGGAACCGGUCUACAACUCGAACAAGGACAACCAAAGCGAAGGCACUGCCCAGUUGGAUAACAUCGGCUUCAGCAUUAUCAAGAAAUGCAUACAUGCUGUUGAAACAAGAGGGAUCAAUGAGCAAGGGCUCUACCGAAUCGUUGGAGUAAACUCUAGAGUUCAAAAGCUGUUGAGUAUAUUAAUGGAUCCCAAAACAGCCACUGAAACAGAAACAGAGAUCUGUGCAGAGUGGGAGAUAAAGACCAUUACUAGUGCACUGAAAACCUACCUGAGAAUGCUUCCAGGGCCGCUCAUGAUGUACCAGUUUCAAAGGAGCUUCAUCAAAGCAGCGAAACUGGAGAAUCAGGAGUCGAGGGUGUCAGAGAUCCACAGCCUCGUUCAUCGGCUCCCGGAGAAAAACAGGCAGAUGCUGCACUUGCUCAUGAACCAUUUGGCAAAAGUUGCAAAUAAUCACAAGCAGAACCUGAUGACUGUUGCUAAUCUGGGUGUGGUAUUUGGGCCAACACUGCUUCGACCUCAAGAGGAAACAGUUGCUGCCAUUAUGGACAUCAAAUUUCAGAACAUCGUGAUUGAAAUUUUAAUAGAAAAUCAUGAGAAGAUAUUUAACACGGUGCCAGAGACUCCGCCAUCGAACUCGCAGCUGCUGUUAUCUCGCAAGAAGAGCACAGACUCGAAGCCUCCCUCCUGCAGCGAGAGACCACUGACGCUCUACCACACGGCACAGCCCCCACGUACGCUCUGCCACAGGGCACAGCCCAACGAGAAGCAGGAGAACAGGAACAGUAUCAUCAACUCCAGCCUGGAAUCCGUCAUCUCAUCAAACGUAAACAGCUUCCUCAACUCCAACAGCGCUCCCCAGCCCAGCCUGAACUCAAGUGAUCUUGAACUAGAAGUAAUUAAACCCAACAGGCCAAAUUCACUCCCUCAGAAUCCAAGCCCAACGUCACCCCUCUCACCGUCCUGGCCCAUGUUCUCCGCGCCAUCAAGUCCUAUGCCCACCUCCUCUACGUCCAGCGACUCAUCCCCCAUCAGCUCACCACUGCGGAAAGCCCGAGCUUUGUACGCCUGUAAAGCAGAACAUGACUCGGAGCUCUCCUUCACAGCAGGCACCGUGUUUGAUAACGUUCAUCCAUCCCAGGAGCCUGGCUGGCUGGAAGGGACCCUCAACGGGAAGACGGGAUUAAUCCCCGAGAACUACGUUGAGUUCCUAUAACUUUGGGCGUAAGAAGCGCCACUGCUGAGCUUUACAUGGUAUCCAUGGCAGCCACUGGCGGGAGUCCUGCAGACCAUUUUGCUCUUUGCCACUGUGCAAUGCAGGGCGAAGGACUUCCCCGUACCCACUGAGAUGAAUGUUUGUGUGGAUAAUAACGUUCCUGUCUCCUCCUGCGCUCCUGCGGUGCAUGCCGGGGCUGCGGGGGGAGCGGUCCUGGGGAGAUGGCUCGACUCCUCCAGCCCCGAGCAGAGGCAGGCAGUGCCCAAAGCCCGCGUCCCAGCUGGGAGCCCUUGCAGCAAUCAAAAAAACCAGCAACGCAGCAGCUCCACGCCGCAGCCCGAGUGCUCCGCAGGGGACGAGCCUGCAAACUGUGAACCAGCACGGGAGAGCCACCGAGCCUGAGGCUCCCUGCAGUGAGACUGUUUAGCAGCUGUAAAGAGCAUCAGCGGGAGCUGAGGGACCCCAACCCAUCAGCCUCCCCGCCAGAGGAAGAGUGGUCAGCAGCGAGGAGUCCUUUGCUCCCAGGCCCUUCCCUG